GGACUUGAGUCUGGCCCGUGUUCCGUUCAGAACGUGGUCAGACGUUGAAGCGCGUGGUCGUGGAAUUGUCUCCUAACAAGAGGAAAAAAGUGAGAAGGCAAUUAAAAACAGCAGCAACAAAGCAAUCAACUAACUAGAGCAGAUCCAGCCAGGAAAUUUGAACGGGAAGAGGACGACGACUUUGAUGUGAACCGGAAACGAGGGCAACGACUAAAGGACUAAACGGGCCAAGGCAGUGUGCAAAUUGAUAUAGUCGACAGAGCAGAAUGGAUGAGGAGCACGACGACGAUCGAAUAAUAUGAGAUUAGAUGGGGCUCUAGAGCCCCGGCCCCGUUACGGAGCUGUCCCGUUCAAGGGCCGCUUCCCCCUGAGGCGCGAGACCCGCGAACAAUGUGAGUCCCAGCAGCAACAGUCAGCCGACGAAGACGACGAGGCCACAGAUGCUGAGUGUUUGACCAACGACAACAACAACAAUAACACUAUCAACAGCCGCAACAACAUCAACAAUUGGCCAGCAAAUAGAGCCAAAUUGAACUUACAACCAGCAACACUACGAACAACAAAGCAGAGGAGCUCAGCAGGUCCUGGUGCAGGAAAUUUGAAACGCUGCUCGAUGGUUGCCACCCUUAAAACGCGUGCCCCGCCAUCGUUAAUGUUAAUGGGCCAGAAGGACCUCCAUUCAGGAUCCAGGAAAACCAGAAUGAAGGCAGCGGGGAGAAAGGGAGCUAGGGGAGGCGGAGGAGCAGGAGCAGGCGCAGGACCCGGACCAAGAUCUGGCUGGGAACGUCUCAACUCGUCCCUCGUUCUGCUACUGAUAUCCGUUAUUGCCCUAAUGCCACCGCUGACGCUGGGUGAUGACGGUGAUAAUUUCUUUGCCGUGAAUGCCUUCAGUGCUGGUCCGGAGACCACGACGCCCGAGUUUGAUUAUGCCAGCCGCGGACAGAAGAAGUUCGGCGACAAGUGCGAAAACACCUUGGAAUGCGGUUUUCCCGGCUCCAUAUGCGAUCCCAAGAAGAAGUCCUGCCAGUGCACCGAGGAUCUGCCCGUCACCAAUCACAUUGAUAAAUGUGGCAAAGAGGCCGCCGUGAACGAGUCCUGUUUCUUCAAUGAGCAAUGCGAGAUGAAAUACUUCCAGACGGAGUGCCGGGACGGACGUUGUAUCUGCCGGUUCGAGAUGUCGCCCAUUUGGGGCAAGGACGGCUCCGUCGAGUGCAAAGGACGCCAGGACAAGAGGGGACCCGAGGACUACAUCGAUCCGGCCAUGAUUGGCGUGCUGGUAGGAAUGGCAUUGAUGUUUAUUAUUAUUUGUGUCGUCCUGCGAUUGUUUAGCCAAGCACGCUGGCGUGAGAACCGGACCAUCUUCAAUACCCCGAAUCCGCGCCUGAUGAACGUCUCUCUACUGCGGGACAGCAAGCUGCUCCAUGGACAGGAGCGCCGCGGCUCCAGGAUGUCGGUGCGGGCCCCCUCGCGGCAGCCUAGCAUGGCCUCCUUGCGGCCCCACUCGCCGAACCCGUCGCUAGGUAAGACAGGCUCCCAUUCCGAGUCGCAUGGCAGUGCCAGCAAUGCCUCGGCCACAUCUGUGCGCUCCAAUCGCAGCAACUCAGUGGCUCCCGGCAAGGUGGGUCACCACGAGCGCCACGGAUCAGCCCAUCGCCAGCACCACCCACAUGGCGGACACCACCAUCAGCAGCAGCAGCAGUCUCAUCCGCAGUCGCCGCAGGAUCAGUCGCUGGUCACCAACAUCACCACCAAUCCGGUGGCCGAGAGCGUCACCGUUGAGAUUAUCGAACCGGGACAGAAAUAAGGAUGUAUUUAGGAUUUGGUAGAAGAAAAAGGCUACCCUAGGCAACAUGGCAUAGGCAAGAUUAACUGGCAGACUCUCUGAACACGAACACUGGACAAGAAUUAGAAUCGUCGAUAUGUACACAAUAAAUUUAAAAAAAAAAUAAAAAAGGAUAUAUAGUCACGGUAUAUGCACGCGAUAAUAAGGCUGGCUCGCUCCUGGGAAAUAUCCAAAAGGGGCGUGUCCUGUCACAAAACCAACUUACACAUGACGCCAUUGUUAGACUCUUUUUGACAAAGAAAAUUUUUGCAAUUAAUGAACAUUUUUUAACCAAACCAGUUAUAUACUUAUUAUAUAUAUAUACGGAGCAUAUAACAACUUUGCCGACACUCACACACACACAACCACUACACACAUACACCAAAAACAAUGCUAAUUGAAUUAACCGUAAAAAAUAAUUGAAAAAAAACCUUGCAUAACAAAUUCAUACUACUCUUUUUUUUCAACCAAAAAAAAAAACAAAAACUAAAAAUUCAAUGAAAAGAAUCUUUAAUAAUUUUAAUAAUAUAUUGUAAUGCAGUUAUAUAAUCUAAGCUUUGGGUUAAAGGCUUUAAGGA
This is a messenger RNA of Drosophila ananassae, 2400 nucleotides long. RefSeq lists its product as uncharacterized. The transcript has 7 exons. Lineage: Eukaryota; Metazoa; Arthropoda; Insecta; Diptera; Drosophilidae. The coding region runs from base 299 to 1804 and encodes 501 amino acids. The record is from RefSeq and is a predicted model, not a curated record.